CAACAGGAUGGUAGCGCUCCAGGAACAGGGUUGAAGAACCCUGUAGUAAUAGGCUACAUCUGUACGUACAGACUGAGGAAAUUGUGACAUCAUUUACAUAUUUUUUCCGCUCCCUUACCUAAAAAAAAGCACUACAAGUAAGAUCUGUGGUAGGCCUGUAGCCGGUGGUGUCUGUAUGCCGCAUGUGUUCCCCGCUGGCUUCAUCCAUCUGCGCAGAAGCCAAAAUGCAACCGUCACGUUCUCAUUACGAACAGGGUAUGAUUACGGGGGCCUAAUAAGCUUGGGGACCCAACAUAGGAGGACGGAUGCCAGCUGAGCCCCUCAACUCACCAGACCAUCGCUAUUGUCAAUAUCCCAGAAUUCUCAGCUAGGCCCCUGAGAAGGCCUUCUUGCAAACCCUUGGAGCCAUGGAACACAAAAUACAACAGCGGGACAAAAACAGGCCCAGCUACUUUGGCAACGUCAAGACCAGACUGGGGUCCAAGCUCCCUGUUGGGGACACCCAGUCCCCCAGGUUAAUUUCCGGACCCUUGGAGACAGGACCUCAGACCGGCCCAACCAAGGAGGCCAGGGCCAGCGGUCAGGGCCACCGUGCCGUGGGGCGUCCCCUUGACCACGUCCCCCACAUCCGGAACCCCCGACUGAGACAGUAUUACCUCCAAGAACCUAGAUGGGGAACGGAGGGAACCAUGGCCAAGUCCAUGGGCAGAGAUCAACAGUCAGAUGACAAGGUAGACACUAUGGCUCACCAUGAAGACACGGUGUUCAGUGUCAUCUCCAAGUGCAGUAGCUUGGCAGAUCAGACUAAGCUGAACAGGCAGCUCUCCACCUCCAUCUCUUCCUCCCUCAUCUCCCGGCAGAACCUCUGCGUUCCCAAGAGUAAAGGCUCUGGCCAAGGCUCAUGUCCCGCAGUGAUGCACCUUGACCCCAACCUCAGGCUGGAGCCAGAGUUUGACACUAACCCAGGGCUUGGGCUUUUUCCGGCCCCAUCUGCCAGCCCUCACUCCCCGUCACCAGAUGCAGAGUAUGACAAACUACUGGAUGUGGAGGCGGUGCCAAUGCCUGACGGACAGCUCUGCCUACUGGCCCUCCCUCCCGAGUGCUCCCAAAGGGAAGGGCAAGCCGCCAUGCCAUAUCUCAAAUUGUUCUGCCGCUACAUCACUGACCGCAAGGGUGUGGUUUCUGGUAUCUUGCUAGUGACGUCCAAUAAGAUCUUCUUUGACCCGUGUAAGACCCACCCGUUGGUGAUGGAGCACGGCUGUGAGGAGUACCUGCUGUCUUGCUCAGUGGACAGCCUGGACUCUGUCUCGUUCUACACAGACAUUUCCCACGUACACUUCAACACCUCCACACACAGGUGGAAAGGAACUAAAAAGACCCAGAAAACUGGCUCCAAAACUGGCAAGACGCUCCAGCAGUGUGGGAGGCGAAGCAGCAGUAUCAGACAGGAGAAGGAGCAGUCUGUGAGGAAUCGGACGUCAGGCCUCUCUAGACCUUCAGGAACUUUUGGGUGUCUCAUGUUUGUCAGGCUGCGGCUCCAGGGUUCCGCUGGGAAGAAGGGUGUGGCUGCAGGCUUGCAGCUGGGGACAACAAAAACCUUACCCCGGAGGGAUGCCUGGUUCGCCUUUUCCCAGGAGAGCUCAGACGAGCUCUACGCCUAUCUGAGCCACUGGAGGCCUGACCUAUGCAUACUGGAGGGAGGGUCGGAGGAAGGGGAGGGCGACAAAGACGAGUUUGUACUGGUCGACAACGGAGAGGAGGAGGAGGAAGAAGUGUCCAAGAACCACGGACGGACUGGGGAGGACUGGGAGAUGGUGUCAGUGGAGGAGGGUGGCGGGAGACUACCUCUGGUCAUGGACAAAGAUCCAGAGGGACUGUGUGAGAUCGUGGAGCAGAGUCGCAUCUUAGACGCAAAGCUUGUCAGAGAGCUCUCAGCCGAGUUGCCUCCCAGGACAGUGGGCCACAUGUGGCAUCUGGCCUACAGCACGUCUCUUCACGGCUCCAGCCUCAAGUCCCUCUACCGGAAGCUGAACGGCAGCGACUCGCCUGUACUCAUGGUCAUCAAGGACUCGCUCAAUCAGGUGUUUGGGAGCUUUCUCUCUCACCCACUGAGGCCGAGCGAGACCUUCUAUGGCACAGGAGAGACAUUCCUCUUCAUGCUGCAUCCUCGAUUCAAGUGUUUCAGAUGGACAAGAGAGAACUCCUUCUUCAUAAAGGGAGACCUGGACUCUUUUGCUAUCGGAGGAGGAAGUGGUCACUUUGGCCUGUGGCUGGAUGAGACGCUGUACUUGGGCAGGAGUAGCCCCUGUUACACCUUCAACAACUGCUGCCUCUCGGAAAGAGACGACUUCCACGUCAUAGAGCUGGAGGUGUGGACGUUCUGGUGAAGGCCUGCCCUCUUCAACUUGCCUAGCAACACCCACUCACAAUGUCUGGCUGUCCAAUGACUGCUUUAACCAAGACUCUAGAACCCAUCUCUUCUAGAACAAUGAGUUGGAUGUACCUCACUAUUUUGACUUAAUUCUGUGGUUUUGGGCUGCGAACUGAACUGUGAUUAUUCUGAACCCUAUCUCUGAAUGUGGACCAAACCAUUAGGUGGAGGAGGGGUGUUGGUGGUUUGGGACUGAGGUUGUAGCCUCACUGCAUUGGAAGACUUGCCCUGUUGCAGCCCCCCACUCCUUUCGCAGCUUGGUAUGGUCCUCAUGUUCAACUGACUCUGCAUUGUGGAUACUGUAGUUCAGUGGUGGAAUUCACAUCUUCUAGCAAUGGAUCUCCAUCUGAAGGCCUACCUGCAUGUGUAAGCCUGCAUUUCCACCCCAGCACAAUUAGCACUGUUAUUCUGGCACCAUCUUUUUGCUGCCUGUGAAUUGCUAACCUGAAGGUGGCUGUCUCUUUUGUAAAAUGGCGGAACUGAAAUUCAAAGAACUAGGGGCUCACUAUGCCCCUUUUUGCAUAUAGACCAAAUUAUAUGAACUGAUGUACAAAUUUAGUCAACGUGAACAAAAAAAGGACUUGAGGGACAUGGUCUAACCUGAAUAUCUUUAGAAAUGUUUGUUACCCACUCAAUCAAACAAUACCUGAAAGUUGCUGUCACUGAUCAGAAGUUAGAUCUAUGUUCCCACAAUAUAACAAGUAGACAAAAUCAACAAAAUGUGAAAAAUAGGGCUAAUGUUAUUAUAACAUGUCUUUAUCUGAUACUUUUUGAGAAACAUCGAUUUCAUCCAGUGGUCAUUGCAAGCUUACGGACCGACAAUAACAAUCAAGACUCCUUUUAGCAAAGACCCAAUCUAU
Molecule: messenger RNA, 3291 nt
Organism: Salvelinus sp. IW2-2015
Lineage: Eukaryota; Metazoa; Chordata; Actinopteri; Salmoniformes; Salmonidae
Product: oxidation resistance protein 1-like
Biological process (GO): response to oxidative stress
Cellular component (GO): nucleus
Source: RefSeq, a predicted model, not a curated record